Phyllostomus hastatus (greater spear-nosed bat) is the source of this 1593-nucleotide messenger RNA. It is a transcript of the gene DDX11, whose product is annotated as DEAD/H-box helicase 11. The record is from RefSeq and is a predicted model, not a curated record. NCBI's taxonomy places the organism in Eukaryota, Metazoa, Chordata, Mammalia, Chiroptera, Phyllostomidae. Gene Ontology annotation, biological process: establishment of sister chromatid cohesion; nucleobase-containing compound metabolic process. Gene Ontology annotation, molecular function: hydrolase activity, acting on acid anhydrides, in phosphorus-containing anhydrides; nucleic acid binding; DNA helicase activity. Gene Ontology annotation, cellular component: nucleus.
AUGAACCUGGGGGAUCCCUUUCGGCUCUGCCACGCACAUUCCCAGUUGCUCUGGUACAUGGAAUGAUACAGGAAGCGUUUGAAGGCCAAGAACCCGAUGUACAUCAAGCAGAUCCUGUAUCUGUUAGAGAAGUGUGUGACUGUGCUGGGUGGGAACAUUAAGCAAAAUCCCAACACACAGAGCCUCUUACAGACAUAACUGCCCCUAGGGACCGAGCUGAAGGCCAUGAUUGACAACAUCAACCUCUUCAAGGUAGAGAGGUGCUACUGCAAGAAGAGCAUGGUCAGCAGGAAGCUGUUUGGCAUCACCGAGAGGUGGGGGGCAGUCCUCACACCCCCUGGGGAGCAGCCCAGACUGGCUGGAUUCCAGCACUUCGUACAGAGCCUGCAGCCCAUGGUGACCGAAGCUCCCGCAGCCCCUGUGGAGGAGAGGGAGGCCAUGCCACUGCGGCCUGCUUCCCUGCUGAUGCACAUCGAAGGCUUCCUUGCAGCUCUCACCACUGCCAACCAGGAUGGCAGGGUCAUCCUGAGCCACCAAGGCAGCCUCAGUCAGAGCAGCCUCAAAUUCUUGCUGCUGAAUCCAGCUGUGCCUUUUGCCCAGGUGGUGAAGGAGUGCCGGGUGGUGGUCAUUGCCGGGGGCACCAUGCAGCUGGUGACUGACUUCUGGGGGCAGCUGUUCGCAAGUGCUGUGGCAGCUGAGUGACUGGUGUUUUCCUGUGGUCACGUGAUCCUAUGUCUAGAUCCUCUAGACACCAUCCUGCCCCUCGUCAUCUGCACUGGGCCCUCCAACCAGUAGCUGGAAUUCACACACCUGAAGAGAGAGCUGCCCCACAUGAUGGAUGAGACAGGUCGCAUCCUCUGUAACUUGUGCAAUGUGGUCCCCGGAGGGGUGAUCUGUUUCUUCCCCUCCUAUGAAUACCAACACCAGGUCCAUGCCCACUGGGACAAGAGUGGCCUGCUGGCCUGCCUGGCUGUCAGGAAAACGCUAUUUCAGGAACCGAAGAGAGCGAGCCAGGUGGACCAGGUGCUGAUGGAGUAUUCCAAGUGCAUUCAGGUGAGAGGGAACUCCGGCUUGGGUCCAGACUCGUGGGGUUGGCGGUUGAAAAUGUUUUGAUGGCAUCCCAGCUUUGGGUGGUCCCCGCAGUGCCAUGUUCAGGCAGGAGGCACGGGGACAGGGGCCCUGUUGCUCUCAGUGGUCGGAGGCAAGAUGAGCGAAGACAUCAACUUCUCUGACAACCUCGGCUGGUGUGUGGUCACGGUGGGCAUGCCCUACCCCAAUGUCAGGUCUCCGGAACUCCGAGAGAAGAUGGCCUACCCGGAUCAGGCCCUUCCCGGAGCCGCAGGUCAGCCUGCCCCAGGAAAGGCUCUCGUGGAGAAUCUGUGUAUGAAGGCUGUCAGUCAGUCUAUAGGCAGGGCCAUCAGGCACCAGAAGGAUUUCACCAGCACAGUGCUGCUGGACCAGCAGUAUGCCUGUCCACCUGUCCUGGCAAAACUGCCCACCUGGAUCUGAGACCGUGUGGAGGUCAAAGUCACCUUUGGCCCCGCCUUUGCUGCUUUGCAGAAGUUUCAUCACGAGAAGUCUGGCCUCUCCUGA